AGACGGAGCCGUGCGGAGGAGAGAGCGAUUCCGAGCCCGCGGGCCGAUGCCCGGAGACAACGGCCGCCCGCGCGCAGGCAGCUGCGGACGACGGGAGGGUGGUACCCAAGUGUCUGCUGCCAGGGAUCCGACUCCGGCGGCGCGUCGCUGAGGCAUGGGCUGCGCUCCCAGCAUCCACGUCUCUCAGAGCGGGGUGAUCUACUGCCGGGACUCGGACGAGUCCAACUCCCCGCACCAGACCACCACCAUCUCGCAGGGCACCGCGGCCACGCUGCACGGGCUCUUCAUCAAGACGGACGCGGCCGAGACCAUCCCCUCCGUCCUCGCCUACCAGAGCCGGCACUCGCGCGGCAACUCGUGCCGCGAUCGCAAGGAGAACAGCGGCGCGCACAUCCGCAUCGAGGCCGAGACGCAGACCAGCCACACCGGCGUCAAGGUUUCAGCUACAGAAGAAUGUGUGGGACCAAUGAGACUGACCCAAGAACCAAUUCAGGUCCUGCUGGUGUUCGCCAAGGAGGACAGCCAAAGCGAUGCCUUCUGGUGGGCCUGUGACCGCGCCGGGUUCCGGUGCAACAUCGCGCGGACGCCAGAGUCGGCCGCCGAGUGCUUCCUGGACAAGCACCAUGAGAUUAUAGUGAUUGAUGGACGCCUCUCGCGCUACUUUGAGCCCGAAGCUGUCUGCCGGUCGAUCCGAGCCACAAAGCCUUCAGAAAACACCGUUAUUCUAGCCGUUGUGCCACAAAAACCGCCUGACCAGGACGAGCCAUCUGUUCUUCCUCUCCUCUGUGCUGGAUUUAGCCGAAGGUUUGUGGAGAACAGCAGUGUGACAGCCUGCUACAAUGAGCUCAUACAGAUAGAGCACGGAGAGGUGCGCUGCCAGUUCAAACUCAGGGCUUGUAACUCUGUCUUCACUGCUUUGGAGCAUUGUCAAGAGGCUGUGGAGAUCACCAGUGAGCACCACGUAAUACAGUAUGUCAACCCAGCGUUUGAGCGGAUGAUGGGCUACCACAAGGGGGAGUUGAUCGGGAAAGAGCUGACUGAACUCCCCAAGAGCGACAAGAACCGGGCUGACCUCCUGGACACAAUCAACACCUGUAUCAAAAAAGGAAAGGAAUGGCAGGGCAUUUACUAUGCCAGAAAGAAAUCAGGCGACAGCAUCCAACAGCACGUGAAGAUAACGCCCGUCAUCGGCCAGGGAGGGAAAAUUCGACAUUUCGUAGCCAUCAAGAGACCACACAUAGACAACAAUAAUCAGGUCCACAAGUUCAACAAGGAAGAGAGAUGCAGCGGGGAACAUUCUCAGUCAGAGUGCCAUUCUCUACGUCACCGGGACCGGAGGAAAGACUCAAUUGAUGCCAGAUCGCUCAGCUCCCGCGGUAGUGACGCUCCCAGUUUACAGAAUCGAAGAUAUUCCUCAGUCGCCAGGAUUCACUCUAUGACCAUUGAGGCUCCCAUCACCAAGGUAAUAAACAUCAUCAAUGCAGCCCAGGAAAGCAGUCCAGUGACAGUAGCCGAGGCUCUGGAUCGCGUGUUGGAGAUCCUGAGGACCACCGAGCUCUACUCCCCUCAGCUCGCCUCCAAAGAAGAUGACCCUCACACCAACGACCUGGUUGGGGGGCUCAUGAAUGAUGGGCUGCGGAGACUCUCUGGAAAUGAAUAUGUUUUCUGCAAAAAUAUGAGCCAGAGCCAGCUGGCAAUACCGGUCACUCUGAAUGACGUGCCUCCGCCCAUUGCCGAGAUGCUGAGUGAUGAGGAGUGCUGGGAGUUCAACAUCCUGGAGCUGGAGGCAGCGACGCAUAAGAGACCGCUGACUUACCUCGGCCUGAAGAUCUUCACAAGUUUCGGAGUGUGUGACUUCCUGAACUGCUCCGAGGCCACGCUGCGCUCCUGGCUGCAGCUCAUCGAGACCAGCUACCACUCCUCCAACUCUUACCACAACUCCACGCACGCCGCAGACGUGCUGCAUGCUACCGCCUACUUCCUACGCAAAGAGAGAGUCAAGAGCAGUCUGGACCAGCUGGAUGAGGUGGCGGCAUUGGUAGCAGCCUCAGUGCACGAUGUGGACCACCCGGGCAGGACCAAUUCCUUCCUGUGUAACGCUGGUAGCGAACUGGCGAUCCUCUACAACGACACUGCGGUGCUCGAGAGCCACCACGCGGCCCUUGCCUUCCAGCUCACUGUUCGGGACAGCAAGAGCAACAUCUUUAAGAACAUCGACAGGAAUCAGUUCCGAACACUGCGGCAGGCCAUCAUUGACAUGGUGCUGGCCACAGAGAUGACAAGGCACUUUGAGCAUGUCAACAAGUUCGUCAACAGCAUCAACAAGCCAAUGGCUGCCAUAGAAGAGACCAGCUCAAGUAGCAUGAACAGCGACUGUGAGGGUCAGGCAAACAUCAGGAACUCUCCCGAGAACCGUCUGCUCAUAAAGAGGAUGUUGAUCAAGUGUGCAGAUGUGGCCAACCCCUGCAGACCGCUCGAGCUCUGCAUCGAAUGGGCCGGCCGGAUCUCAGAGGAGUACUUUGCACAGACGGAUGAGGAGAAGAGACAGGGGAUGCCAGUGGUGAUGCCAGUGUUCGACAGGAACACCUGCAGCGUGCCCAAAUCUCAGAUCUCAUUUAUGGACUACUUCAUCACUGAUAUGUUUGACGCCUGGGAUGCCUUUGCCAGCCUGCCCGGUCUCAUGGAGCACCUGUCAGAAAACUACAAGUACUGGAAGGGCUUGGAUGAGAUGAAGUGUAAGAGCCUGCGCCCUCCGCCGCCCUCUUGACCAGCUCCUCGCCGGCCUCCCCUCCCCCGUCACCCGGAGCAGGGUGGGACGGUGAACGCGGCCCUGCGGUGGAGCGGUGCGUCUCGUCCGGGGGCCCCCGAUGAACUCUGAGAUGCCGUUUGCCAUCUCAAACCACAGCCCUUUUGUUCCUGCGCGGCUCUAGUUCGGCGUUGGCGUUCUGCCGGUGGAGAACAAGGUUGCCAUUCGAGGCGCCUGCUUUUUAAUAUUCCCAAUAACACGUCUAUGAAACUGUGCGGACCUCACGGCUCACCUGACAAUCGGUACCGUACAGUCUAACACGCCAGAAACCUGCACUUUAGCCGAUCAGGACAUUUUCACUUUGAGCUCCUUCUUGCCUCCUUUGCUUUUCAACCCCCCCCCCCCCCCCCAGUUGUUAAUUUUCUUCGACCAAAUCUUCUUCUUUUUUAUCCUACAUCUGUCUAUCGCUGUAAAAGAAACAUGGUGAAUAAGAUGGUGACCAACGCUAAAAGGUACUGACAGAAAAUAAGGACCCGAUGAGAUCCGUUCAUACCUGACUGCCGGCGAAUGUGUGCGUACUCAAAAGUUCGGUGGGGGGCCGGCAGUGUGAGACACACGUUGACUUGUGUGUCUGGGGCCCAAUUCUUACCGACCAGAAGUCCCCUGCUCGCCACGUUUCCUACAGGUUGUCAGGAAAGGAGAGAUCCAGGGGUCGGUGAGCGCAAGUACCAGGCUCCGGUUGGAAGGAGCGACCUAUCCAGAAGCACACGGGCUUCCUAAGUGUCCGGCCCCGCAUACACAGAGGUGGCUUCAAAGACGGGCCGUUUCUGUGAUCGUGUCGGGAUUGAAAGUUAAAGAGGCGGCGAAAUACCUCGCCCAAAGAUCGAGUGUUAUGGUCCUUUUCUCUCCAUCAUCACGGUGGUACUGUAAAAGCAGCCAGUGGAGAUCUUUGCCCGACCUGUGCAUCAGGACGAGGAGAACUGCACUGUAUCCGAGCUGCUCGGGUUGUGACGUGCACAGCUCCGUGACACUGGCUGUAGACAUUUGUGUCCCAACGAAUCUUACUUUGUAUCCGAACAACGUGCAAAGCGCUAACACUGACUGUCUUGGUGCACACAUCUUCAGUUUUUUUUUUUUAUUUUGCACACUUGCAUACGGGAGGCAGAAGUUGGACCUCGCAGCAGCCUGGCAGACGUAUAACGGAGCAGCAGCUCUACAUUUGGGCCAGUGUCCGACUGCUGCUCCUCACACGAAUCAGCUCCGUGUCUCACUGUUUUUUUUUUACUGCGUUUCAAAUCCCUCAGCUUGCAGCCAUCAGCUCGUGUUCUUUGGCUUGGUCUUUCCAAGGAUCUGGAUUCAAAGUGUCCCGUCAGAGGCCAUCAGACUGAGAGAUUUUCUAUGAUGGGUCUGCCCUCUGCUGGCCCGAUGGGGGUGUUGCAGGAGUGGUGCAGCAACAGCAACAAAAAUAAUGGCGCUUCAUUUCAGGUGCAGUGAAAAGUCAGAUCAGAUCCACAGGAAUUUAAUUAUUACCCCAGAGGGAAUGGGUAUCAAAAAAAAAAAAAAAAAGACUAGUCAAAGUCAGCAUUCAUACAGAAACUAUCAGCUUUGAUAUUUCAGAGCCGAACCAGAUACCAGUGUUAUAUUGUUGGCGAAAUUAUGUCAUUACAUUUCAAUCCAUUAGCAGUUGGCCCAAGGCUGCAUUUGAAUGAUGGUUAGGAGUGAAGUAGGACACGUGUGUACGGUAUUAACCAAAGGCACAGAGAGCUCUAUACGGGUGCCUUACUCUUUGGUCAUCUUUUACACAAAAUAAGUCACUUUUGGCUUAAACAGUUCCCCCUCAAGGCCACCAGAAAAAGCCAUACAUGUUUUAGAUAUUAAAGAGAAACAACUUUAGGGUUUGUUGUGUCUGGGACUGCGCUGCAGCUUGACCUGGCGGGUCGGUGUUAAUGGUUCUGUCGCCAUGGCUUCGUUUAUAUUUGUACAACUGAGUUUUUUUGGUGUUUUUUUUUUUUUUUUUGUCACAUUAGUACGACACAAACUGAAUCAGGUGCCGUUUGCUCAAAUGGGAAUUUUCAGUUGUUUCGUGAGCUUUGAUUUCAGUUUCAUUCCAUUUUCAACGUGUUCACUAUGAUGUAGUGUUUUAUGUGUUAUGUUUAAACGCCUUAAUCUUGUCUCAGUGUUUGGGUCUGCUCAUGUUGCAAUACACUGUAAACUGUAAACCACCUCAUGUAACUGCUGUUCUUGUAAAUACUCAGCCAAUAUAUAGUUGUUUUUUUUUGCUUUGCAUUCUACAAAAUUUGCGUAUGUAACUUUUGUUUUGGAUGUUAUAUGAUGCUGGGGUGAUUUCCUAAAAUCUCUUAAAAAAAGUUUUUUUUUCCUUUUUGAAAACAGUGACUGGAAAUUUGGCUCCAGCUCUGAAUGCAUCAUGACUGCUCUCACUGAUCCUGAAAAAUAGAAGAAGAUAUUUUUGCUAGAUUUCUACUCACAGAGACAAAUUUGCCUUCUCUGUGUCGAGCGCCGACGGGAAUGUGAUGGUAUAAAUGAGACCGGAUCACUGCCACGGACCACAGUCUCCCCGAGGCAGGGCCACAUGUAGAACUGCUCGUUGUGUCACUUUCUGUGAUUUCCUAAUUUGACCUUUCACCUUUGACACUGGCGGCCGUGGCUGCGGCAACGUGCCAAUUCUGUGCCGUUUUGUAUAAUUCAUAGACGGGACAAUAAUAAGCGAGUGACAUUGUACACAAAUUAUAUUUCAAAUUGGUCCUGAGCCCUGUUAUGUGUGUUUUCGAAAGAUUUUACUUCCUCGUGCAUAGUAGCUACCCCACAGGCAGUCACUUUUACAAUCGACCACGUUUGUCUGAAAGAUUUCAUGUAUUUUUCUCUCUCUGGAUUACGAUGUCUUACUCUGAUGUUCCCUGUCACACACAAAUGUAUUGUGAGAGAGAAUUAAAGUAUUCUUUACUUAGGUGAA
Messenger RNA from Scophthalmus maximus (turbot), 5717 nucleotides. It is a transcript of the gene pde8b, whose product is annotated as phosphodiesterase 8B. The coding region runs from base 155 to 2767 and encodes 870 amino acids. The record is from RefSeq and is a predicted model, not a curated record. The transcript has 22 exons. Gene Ontology annotation, biological process: signal transduction. Gene Ontology annotation, molecular function: 3',5'-cyclic-AMP phosphodiesterase activity. Lineage: Eukaryota; Metazoa; Chordata; Actinopteri; Pleuronectiformes; Scophthalmidae.